Molecule: messenger RNA, 597 nt
Organism: Papaver somniferum (opium poppy)
Lineage: Eukaryota; Viridiplantae; Streptophyta; Magnoliopsida; Ranunculales; Papaveraceae
Exons: 1
Coding region: 1-597 (198 amino acids)
Source: RefSeq, a predicted model, not a curated record
AUGCUGAAAGAUGAGAGCGUUAAAGCCAUAAAAGUAAUAAGAGACGAACUUUCGAUCACCCCACAACAGUCAUUCUCUACGAAUCGUGAAGACGAUGUAGGGGAGGACAUUGAUGACGACAACGUAGGGGAGGAUAUUGCUGAAGAUUUCAUCGAAGAUGAUAUCAUGAAGAGGGCGAACGAAGAUGAGGACUCCAUCAACGAAGAAGACUGGAGAACCGAGAUUCACCUCUACCUUGAAGAAGGUACGCUACCUGCAGAAUUGAAGCAAGCCAGAAAGAUACAAUCAAAGGCAGGGAGAUACGAUCUUCGCGAUGGAGUCCUGUACAAAAAAUCCUUCCUCAGAACACUACUACGAUGUUUAUCAAGAGAGGAAUGGCAUCGUAUUUUGAAAGGUAUCCAUAGAGGGGACGCAGGUAACCACAGCGGAAUGAGAUCAUUGGCGGAUAAAGCAAAAAUGCAGAGAUAUUACUGGCUACAGAUGAUACAAGAUGCCGCAAGGAUGUCCAGGAGAUGCGAGGAAUGCCAGCGGUUUUCUAAGAAGAUUCAUGCUCCUGCGACGAAGCUAAAUUCUGUAGAUAGUCCUUGGCCAUUAUAG